This is a messenger RNA of Fusarium redolens, 1722 nucleotides long. RefSeq names its product XPG domain containing-domain-containing protein. NCBI's taxonomy places the organism in Eukaryota, Fungi, Ascomycota, Sordariomycetes, Hypocreales, Nectriaceae. The transcript is spliced from 2 exons. The coding region runs from base 1 to 1722 and encodes 573 amino acids. The record is from RefSeq and is a predicted model, not a curated record.
AUGGGGAUUCCUCGUCUUAUAACUACCCUAGAGCAAUAUGUUGUUCAUGGAAGCCUCGACGAUGAACACGUAGUCAUCGAUGGACCGGCAUUGGCUUAUCAUAUUCUGUACAUCUGCAACAGACAUGGUAUUCCUCAGCCGUCAUACGAAAUUCUCGGUGAGACUGCUGUAGCAUGGUUGGAUGAGCUCACUCAACGUGGUGCAGGCGUCGGCGCCAUAUACUUUGACGGAUAUUUACCACCCGGAAAAGAACCCGUUCGCAUGCAGCGAAUGAUCAAAAGCCUCAAUCAAUUGAAGGCCUCACAUUCGUCUGACACCAAUGGUUUCUUCCCGUCGUACUUCUCCGCUGCCAACGAGACUACCCCGGUCCUAUUCUCUGCAGUUAAACCACCAGGAAAAUCGGCCUUGCCACCCAGUUUUCAUGUCCCUGCUAUCAUUGACGCCUUAAGGUCUUCGCCACGCUACACCAAGGUAGUGAUUCUUGUUCCGGGAGAGGCGGAUGCAUACUGCGCACGGCAUCUGUCGCAAUCAGGCGGGACGGUUCUCACCUCCGACUCGGAUCUUUUGGUUCAUGACCUGGGCAAGGGAAGUGUCGUCUUUCUUCGCGACAUUUAUCUUGAUGAGCAGUCAAAUCUCGCAUGCGCAAGCUUCAGUCCUUCACAUAUCUGCGAGAAACUUAGACUUGCGUCUUCUGCUGAGAUGUGCCGAUUUGCUUACGAACGAAAACGGUCUGCACAUUCAACACUUCCACAACUUUUACAGGAGUGUGCACAACCAAUCACCGACCAAAUGGGUUACACUGAGUUCUGCCACGAGUAUCUAGACCAUGUAGUUGCACCAAUUCCCACCUCAACACACGGAAAAGUAAUAGAAAUCGGUUCACUGGAUCCCAGAAUAUCGGAGAUGGUAUUGCAACUAGGAUCUCAGAAUGGCCACAUGCACACUACGAGCGAUCCCAAAAUGUUUCUCCCUAUUCUGUUAGAGAGUCCUUUGCGAGGAAGUGCAUGGGAACAGAGUACGUCAAUUCGGCAGUUGGCUUACACAGUAGCCCGUUGGAUCAUUCCUGGUCCUUCUUCAACGGUUCAGGAGUACCGGAGGGUCAACACUCCGGUGCAGAAAGGACGACAGGUUCCUAUGUUACCUGAAAAAGAAGCAAAAGCGUGGUCUCAGAAGCUGAUCAGACUGAUGACUACAAUCAGAGCAGGAACUCAAGGCGACACAACUCAGGCUUGGUACAUCCUGUGCCUGACCCUUGAUAUACGAUAUAGCCAUGAAGAUGGCAAGCAUUCACAUUCACUGCAGACUUUGGAAGAGAGUUUGCAGACUCCAACUUUUAGGAAAAUUACUUGGGAUACUCUUCACUUUGUUGCUCAUUUUCAAGCUGCUUUUUACUCAUUUCGGCUCUUGAAACAGAUCCUCUCACUUGGGCAGCUUCAAAGAACCUUACCAGAUCUAAACGAAAUGCUCUUGUCAUUACCACCUCUAGUGGAGUUUCCUGAUGUGGAAAGAACCCUUGCAUUCCUGCAAAGAAGCAACCAAGACCAGGUUUAUAAGACAAUUUCUAGGCUUGUCCCAUUGUCAAAUGCCAACAUGGACGCAAAGCCAAAACGAACUGCCAAAGACAAGAAGAAGCGGAAGGUGGGGAAAGAUGAUGCCCCCAAAAGGCAGAACAGCUCUGCGAAGUCUUCGUCAAGAAACUUCUUUGAUGUGCUGUCUCAAUAG